Raphanus sativus (radish) is the source of this 726-nucleotide messenger RNA. Its product is annotated as MLP-like protein 43. The record is from RefSeq and is a predicted model, not a curated record. The transcript has 2 exons. Gene Ontology annotation, biological process: defense response. Bases 16 to 567 code for a protein of 183 amino acids. NCBI's taxonomy places the organism in Eukaryota, Viridiplantae, Streptophyta, Magnoliopsida, Brassicales, Brassicaceae.
GGCUAUGAGCAUUGAAUGUACUCACUCACUUACUCUCGUUCUAAAAAUAAACUAGAUAAGCAUUUAAUCAUCUGGAGAAAACUGGCACAGGCGAUGAUGAAUUCUUCUUUACACGGAGAGGUUGAGGCAGAUGUGGAGAUUAGAGCUCCGGCCAAGAAAUUCUUUCACAUGUUCGCAGUGAGACCACAAGAUGUUUCUAAAGCCUCUCCUGAAACCGUCCAGGGAUGUCGUGUGCAAGGGGGAGAGAUGGGAAGAGUUGGCACUCUCAUCACUUGGAACUAUGUUCUUGAUGGGAAACCAAAUGUGGCCAAGGAGAGGAUCGAGGCAGUGGAUCCGAAGAAGAACAUGAUAAAGCUGAAAGUGAUAGAGGGAGAUGUUACGGAAGAGUUCAAGAGCUUUUUAAUAACGAUCCAGGUGACUCCAAAGAAAGAAGGACCUGGAGGCGUGGUGAAAUUGAAAAUGACAUAUGAGAGGAUUGAUGAAAACGUGGCUCACCCAGAGACUUUGCUCCAAACUGGUAUUGAAUUGUUCAAAGACAUUGACGAAAUGCUUCUGCUUGAGGAGUAGAUACUCGCCGAAUAUCUCUAUAAUAUGUAUCUAUCUUUAUGUAUCUGGGUGGUCUGUAUCAAAUAAUGCUCUCUCUAGAUCUAAAGAGAUGUGAGUGAUAUGAAAGUGUGUUAUCAUUAAUAUCUAUCAAGUUAUAUAUCAGUAUUAUGUUUUUGGGUG